AGCAGCGCAUCGUAAGGAGCAGCCCUGCUGCGCACAGCCUUCCUACCAACGCUCCACCAUGUGGCAUCUGAUCCUGUGGGCAUCGCACCCCUCGUGGUCACCAAAGCACUUAAAGCUGGUCACCAUCUACAUGCUGGUGCUCUUGGUAUCGCUCAGCUUUGCUUCGAGACAGAGCAGACCUUUUAAACAUCAAAUAGACAACAGAAGCCCUGAGAUUGAUCCCUUUUGGUACGUGGGACGUGGCGUUCGACCCAUUGGCCGGUUUGGGAAGAGGCAGCUGAGAGGUGGCCGUGGAAGCUUAAGGCCUGUGAGCAGGCGCCUGGAUUUCCUCCUGAACGCCUUGUGGGAGCAGGAAGUGUUGGAUGCAGAGGACAGUGACUGGUGAUGGCUGUGCCCUGAGGCGGUGACCUAACCUCUGCUCUCUGAGUUGCCCCUACCCUGCACCUCAGGGCUCUGCUUUUGCCUGGCCAUCCCAUGCUGCUCCUCUCUCUGCUGCGGCAAAUUCCUUCAAGAAGAAACACAUUGAGGUUAGAG
Molecule: messenger RNA, 534 nt
Organism: Lagopus leucura (white-tailed ptarmigan)
Lineage: Eukaryota; Metazoa; Chordata; Aves; Galliformes; Phasianidae
Product: prolactin-releasing peptide-like
Exons: 3
Coding region: 59-385 (108 amino acids)
Molecular function (GO): hormone activity
Source: RefSeq, a predicted model, not a curated record